AAUAGGAAAUUAUCCUCUGAGUAACAGGGGCCCGUCCUAACUGGCUGAGAAUCGACAACAACAGUCUUCACCACUCCGUCUCCUUCAAUUUUCCCCGCUGCUUGGGGACCUACCAUGCCCUCCUCCAUACGCUACCAACCAGUUCCACAAUCAGAGGAGGAUCACUCAGAAAGCAUGUCGUCUCUAUCAGCGCAGGCGUGUGGGGAGGAGGGAGCUGUGGGUAGUGGGCCGCCCCCAGACUACUCACCACAGCCAGAGAGCACGACCACAGCAGCCUCGGGUAAUCUGGAGGACAUCCCGCCCCCCAAGCCAGAUAUGCACGCCCCUCCACCGUAUGAGGAGUCAGAUCCCCGGGAAGGACUUGAGGGCAGCUCCAACCUUCCCUCCUUCUCCCCAGACUCUCCCUCAGACAUUCAGCCACCCAGCUACGAGGAGGUGCAGCGACUGAAGGCUCUGGAGGCUGCUGAGGACUCCCCACUACCUCUGUGUCAUGGUGGUGGCCCGCUGAGUGGUGGUGGUGCCAUGGGAGGGGCUGGUGCUGGUGGUGCCAUGCGGGUCCUGAGAGUGUCCUCGCUGGGCGGCCUUGACCCUGAGACUGCUGAGAUCGCUGAGGAACAACUCUUGGGCACUGACUUCAUGUUCUUUGUGGCCUUUGUUGCUGCAUUUGUCUUCAACUGGGUGGGUUUUGUGCUGCUGCUGUGCUUCUGCCACACGGUUGCUGGCCGCACUGGGGCACUGGCUGGCUUUGGUCUCUCCCUGGCCAAGUGGGCAGCAAUUGUGAGGAACUCAACAGACCUAGUGGCCGACUCCAACACCUGGCUGCUGUGGCUCAUCAUGGCCCUGGGCAUGUUGAUCUGCAUGAGGGCCAUCCUGCAGUACGUCCACGCCAAGAGAGAGUGGCACCAGGUCCCCCACAACUCCCGGCAUCGCUUCUUCCUCUUCUACUGAGGUACACCACCGGGGGACGAGGGCCGGGAAGAGUGUGUUGAGUACUAGUUCCUCAAGCCGCCGCCCUCUGUUACCCUUGUUGCUGAUGCUGCUAAUGACAGGGAGGGAAGUGUGUGAGGUGGCAGUGGUGUGUCUUGUGAGGGGAGGUGAAUGUAUGCCUGUGUGUUUGGGUGGGAGUGUGCAUGUGCGCAUGAUUCAGAGAAGAGACAGAGGAGCAGAUCCACAAGUCAGCAAGAGUAAGACUCAAAGAUGCAGCUGCUAUAUAUUCCAAAGCAUGUAAUUGUAACUGGUUUAAUAUAUGCAUGUAAGAGCUAAGGUUGUGUAGGCUUUGUGAGAGAGGGUUUUAAAUUGUGUCAUCCUCACCUUAAUGUAGAGGGGUUGUGUUGGCAGGGUUGCACGUUUGGUUGUGAUUCAUUACCAAGCAGUCAUAAGGAACAUAUUAAUCACUGCACCAGGAGCCACAAUGUCUUAGCUCACAAAGAAUGAGGGGCAAGGAUACUCUGUUGCUGUGGCAGUUUGUUGGGGAAAUGGCAGACUGACUGUUGAUGAGGAAUGUAAAUAAAUUGGUGUUGGUGUAUACUAAGCAUCUUCAUAUUGGUGUCAGGAACAAACCAUUAGCUGUCAUGCAAUACAGAUGCAAGCUCAGUGUAAUUACUCUGACCGCCUUGACCAUCAUCACGUUGGCAGUCUUCACUAUGUUCAUUUUGCAGACACAUGAGUCCACCUCUUGAUUAUUGCCAGCCCAGGUCGGUGGCACGGCUGGGUGACUGGGCUUGCCUGGUGGCCCUGAGCGGUGCUACUCUGACUGGCUGGUGUGGUGUGUGGCACUGGUGGCACUUGGCCCGGUGGUGAGCACCCCACACAGCCCUGGGCUCGGAGUGUAGCACUUAUGUUAGUUAUCCUCGAGGAGCUUCUUGCCGCCUCCUUCAGUUAGUGCUUUUCGUAUCAUUUAUCUACAGCAUGUAUAAUGUAUAUACGUAUAUUUUUAUUUGGAUGAUAUAUAUAUGAAAGAUUUUAUGCACAUAUCUUAGGUUUGCGUUGGUUGAUUUCACAGUAUGGAAAGUUUUAUUAUAUUUAUUAUUAAUUGAUACUUAAUGGAUAAAUUGUACCGUAAAGAUAUUGGAUUAAUUGUAAUUCAGUACAUUUUACUAUAUGUAAUAGAGAGGAAUAAGUGUAAUCUAUCAACUGUAAUUAAACAAAUUUUGAGAGAAGAAAUUAAAUGCAUAAAGAAUUACAGAAGUACACACACACACACACACACACACACACACACACACACACACACACACACACACACACACACACACACACACACACACACACACACACACACACACAACAUUUCUGUCAAUGGUUCAGGCGUCUCUAUUAAUCGUGCUGGUCUUUUGGAUAUUUUGUAGACAACCUGUGUAUUUGCUUGACACUGCGGGUCUUUGUACUGCAAUGUGUAUCUUUCUUUAUUUAUUUUCCAUGUACAUGAUUGAUUUGAAAUAUUUAUGACUGGAGACCGUACUUUUAUAAGCAUCAUAGUCAAGUGUGAGUAAGAGACACUUGUUUUUAGUUUAUGCAAUGACAUUGAUGUAAGAAAUUAUGUUCAAUUGUUGUUUUCUUCUAAGCAUUUCAAAUUGUAGUCAGAAAUUAAUUGAUAAGUUUUGUGAAUGCUGCAAAGUUUCCUUCACAGUUUACUACAAUUCUUAUAUAGUGUUGAACAUCUGCAUGUCAUUCUUCAUAUGGUGUUGAAUUGUAAGAGAUAUUUUUUAUACUUUUCUUGCGUUCUUUGAUGCUUUGUUAGUGUUAAACCUCAGACAAGUCAAUAAAAUGUAAGUCAGACAAAA
Molecule: messenger RNA, 2783 nt
Organism: Portunus trituberculatus (swimming crab)
Lineage: Eukaryota; Metazoa; Arthropoda; Malacostraca; Decapoda; Portunidae
Gene: Ndfip
Product: NEDD4 family-interacting protein 1-like
Exons: 6
Coding region: 115-948 (277 amino acids)
Biological process (GO): positive regulation of protein ubiquitination; vacuolar transport; metal ion transport
Cellular component (GO): Golgi apparatus; endoplasmic reticulum; perinuclear region of cytoplasm
Molecular function (GO): WW domain binding
Source: RefSeq, a predicted model, not a curated record